Messenger RNA from Babesia microti strain RI, 426 nucleotides. Lineage: Eukaryota; Apicomplexa; Aconoidasida; Piroplasmida; Babesiidae. The record is from the annotation of a RefSeq genome assembly.
AUAAUUUAUAAGUAUAUAAACAAAUUUAUAAAAUUUGUAAAUUCAAUUCCAGCAUUAAAAAUUUAUUUAUAUUCAAUAAUAGCAUUAUGUUAUGAAGGUAAAAUGGCUAAUUCAAUUAUGUUAAGUUAUUCAUAUUAUUUAUCAAUUUGUAUAGUUCAAUUAUUAUUAAAAAAACAUGCUAAAUUCUUUUUUGGAGCAUAUUUUAGAAAAAAUAUAAAUAAAUUAACUUUACAAGGAUUUUUAUGUAGAGAAUUAAAAAAUAAUUAUUUACCUUUUUUAUUAGGUGAAUUGGAAUUAGAAGAAAGAAAAAAUAAAUAUAAAAGAAAAAGUAUUGACCCAAUUAAGAUUAUAUAUACUUAUAUUAAAAAAUUUAUAAGUAAAAGUGUAAAAUUAAUAAUUUUAAAUAUAAAAUUUAAUAAUAAGUAA